AUGGAGAAGCUACGAAGAAUAGAUGAUGCCGGUGAUAAUCGUUGGGCGGAAUUAGUAUGCAUUAACAUUUUUGUAUUUAAUAUUCAAGUUGCAUUUCUAAGCUGUUCAGUUAAUUUGCUAAAUCAAAAGCAAGAACGAUUCGUUUCGGAAGCGCGCGAUAAGGAAGCUGAUGUUUUAUUUCUGGGCGAUGAUCAUAUAGCUCUGCUUGAACAAUCAAUAAUAUAUCGAGAAAAUUUAGCCCCAUUGCACUGCUUGUGUUUUGGGGCCUUCGGCGACAAAAUCUCCAAUUUAUCGUGGAGGCUUGAAAAUAAUAUUUUAGAAGGCUUGGAUCCUAAGGUGAUUGUUGUAUCGAUUGGCAAUUCGGAUUUUGAUUUAACUGAGAAACAAAUGUUAGAGGCCCUGAAAAGUGUCGCCGGAAUCAUUCGAAAGCAAAAGCCGUCAGCAAAAUUAUAUUUUAUGAAACUUCUUCCAUCAGGAAGAAGACCAAACAAACGACGUGAACUAGUGAAUCGAAUCAAUGAAAGUUUGGAAAAUGUACUAAAAGGUACGAAUGGCCAGAUUGAAUCUCAUUAUAUGUUUGAUUAUGUUCAUCUGACUCAAGAAGGUUAUCGGAAAAUCUAUGAGCCGGUUCUAGUUGCCCAGGAACAUGCUGAUUUUACUCCUCCUCUGUUAACAUAUUUAAAUUUCAAUGUUUGCUUCGGUAAUUCUGGUGUCUACCAGAGGUGUACGGUCACUAAAUCCUUAUUACUUUCGACCACCUUGGCCGAUAUUCUCGAAGGAUGGCGAAAACGAGGUCCCUCAAUACAUGAGCGUUAUCAGCUUCCUGGACAAGAUCGUGAGUUUCCAGAAUUAUCGCCAAAGUUCAAGAAGGAAAAUCCGAAGGAACUAUAUAAUUAUACUGGCGUUCAAGAUGUCGGUUUUGUUGAUCCGGUCACUGAAGAAUUCGUUCAUGUUGAAGAAAUGUAUCCAGAAUUAGUUGUACCAGAUUUACGAGGGUUUCGAUUGUGUCCCUACGUAUCAUAUCGAACUGAUUUUGAGAUUGAAAAGAGGAGAAAAAAGUUUGAAAAAUUGGCAGCCAAAUAUGGUAGUGAAGAGGGUGCUGACUCCGUAGUAUUUGAAGGCGAGAAAUGGCCUCCGCCGAAAACGACACCGCGCUCUUUGUUUGACAUACAUUAUGCGCCAUCAAUAAGACAAAUGUAUAAUGAUGGGGAAUAUUUUACGGAUGCCGAAGAACGAGAUCCACGUUGA
Acanthocheilonema viteae is the source of this 1248-nucleotide messenger RNA. NCBI's taxonomy places the organism in Eukaryota, Metazoa, Nematoda, Chromadorea, Rhabditida, Onchocercidae. The record is from the annotation of a GenBank genome assembly.